UCUACAAUCUUCACCAAACUCAAUCCAUGGCUGCCUCAUCCUCUCUCUGCAACUUCCUCUCCUUCCUCACACCCUCAAAGCCCCCUUCCCAGACCAAACCCCCACCUCCCCAUCUCCAUCUCUCCCAAACCCACAAGGCCCGUGACUCUUUCGUCCCUCUUGUUGCCCAACCCGGUCCCUCUUUCUCUUCUUCUUCUUCGGAGUUGGAGUCAGUCAUGAACCCCUCUCUGGCCUAUGCCAACACUCUCUUCUUCAACUCGGCUUACAAUGUUCAAGUCAUCGUCGACGAGGGCGAGUCCGAGGAGCGGCUGCUCAACCGGUUCCGGCGAGAGGUCAUGAGAGCUGGCGUCAUCCAGGAAGUUAAGAGGAGGAGGUACUUCGAGAACACCCAGGAUGAGAAGAAGCGCAGAACUCGCGAUGCUGCUAAGCGCAACAAAAGAAGGCGUACCUUUUCGAGGCCUCCGCUUAUGCAGACCAGGCAGGGGCAGGACGUCCCUGUAGCCAAGAAGAGUGAUGACGACGAAGAUAACUGGGAUAUGCCUGAGGGUGACAUACCCUAUUGAGCCACAUUAUACCUUUUGUUGGUAAUUGGUAUAUUUGUCGCGUUGAUUUAGAGAGGCUUUUGGUUCAUGUAAGUUGCACAAAUUUGAUUCAGUUACUCUUUCGGUUCGCUCUGUGCAUACUGCAUUUUAUGAGUUUCUAAUGUUUGCAUCAGUAUUGAGUGUAUUUUGUGCUAAA
Messenger RNA from Argentina anserina (silverweed cinquefoil), 738 nucleotides. Its product is annotated as 30S ribosomal protein S21, chloroplastic. Gene Ontology annotation, biological process: translation. Gene Ontology annotation, cellular component: ribosome. The coding region runs from base 27 to 563 and encodes 178 amino acids. Gene Ontology annotation, molecular function: structural constituent of ribosome. Lineage: Eukaryota; Viridiplantae; Streptophyta; Magnoliopsida; Rosales; Rosaceae. The transcript is spliced from 2 exons. The record is from RefSeq and is a predicted model, not a curated record.